Molecule: messenger RNA, 2115 nt
Organism: Lacerta agilis (Sand lizard)
Lineage: Eukaryota; Metazoa; Chordata; Lepidosauria; Squamata; Lacertidae
Product: probable low-specificity L-threonine aldolase 2
Exons: 7
Coding region: 36-1826 (596 amino acids)
Biological process (GO): glycine biosynthetic process; L-threonine catabolic process
Cellular component (GO): cytosol
Molecular function (GO): L-allo-threonine aldolase activity
Source: RefSeq, a predicted model, not a curated record
UGCCCAGUUGGUGUUGCUGGGCGGAAGAAGCGGCGAUGUCGCUGGUGCCGGCGCUGCAGACCGGGGGAGAAAUGGCCAGGCGAGGAGGUCGUGCCCUCCUCUGCAAGGAGCUCCAUGCCCGCGUCUGCUCCUGCUGGGCUCCCGCUACUCCGCCUGCCACCAGCCAAGGCGGGGAAGCUUAUGCGCCGACCAGCUGCAAGGCUGGUUGCCCUGGGUUCAGCAGCUACUCCUACCAGCCCAUUGGUUGGUGCAAGCAGCCAGGGGCUAUUCUGUCUCGGUUUUCUCGUAGAUGGCGGGGCGUGGGCACCACCCUGGUGCCCUCUGGGCACGUUUACCGCUGCCGGAUAUCUAAAGCCUGCAUGGAUCAACUCAGACCUUGGGAUCCGUGCCAGGGACUUGGUGCUUGCCAGGCCCUACCACGCUGUUGGUACCAGGGUGUUGGCACCCUUCUGAGCCACCCCACGCAAAAGGGUCCGUGUCAGACCUUUUGCAGCAGCUUAGCCCACCCAAGCUCUACACACCAGCCUCUUAGUGCCAGCCUCAGGUCACCUUGGCUUAUGAGGAUCCUGUUAAGGACGUACAGCCAGUCAAUCACUGGACAACAUUGUGCCAGUCUACCUUGGUGGCCCAAGCAGCCGGCUUCUUCCCUUUUCCCUGCUCCAAGAGUGGGCGAGCAUAGUUACCAUGCCAGUCGCCCAGCAGACACUGAGUGCCACGUGGUGGAUCUGCGCAGUGACACAGUGACUCAGCCGAGCCCUGAGAUGAGGCAAGCUAUGGCCCAGGCAGAGGUGGGGGAUGAUGACUACGGGGAGGACCCCACGGUCAAUGAGCUGCAGAGAGUAGUGGCUGAUCUCCUUGGAAUGGAAGGGGCUUUGUUUGUUCCCACAGCCACCAUGGCAAACCUCAUUGCUGUCAUGUGCCACUGCCACAGGCGAGGGGCGCAGCUCCUGCUUGGGAGGGAGUCCCACAUCCAUGUGUUUGAGCAAGGAGGGAUUGCACAGGUGGCGGGGAUCCAUUCAGAGGCAUUACAGGACCUGCCCAACGGGACCAUCAGUCUGGAUGAACUGGAGCAGAAGAUCCAGCGGGCCCACCAAAGCCAGUACCACCCCCGCCCUGAGCUCAUUUGCCUCGAGAACACGCACAGCUCGGCCGGGGGAAGGGUGCUGCCCCUUAAGUACCUGCAGGAGGUGCACCAGUUGGCCCAGAGAUACGGGCUGCGGGUUCACAUGGAUGGCGCCAGGGUGCUUAACGCUGCCGUGGCCUUGGGAGUGCCGCCGGCUCAUAUCUCGCAGCACUGCAACUCCAUCUCCCUGUGCCUCUCUAAGGGUGUGGGAGCACCAGCCGGGGCACUUCUUGUUGGAAGCGGAGAGCUGGUCGCCGAAGCCUGGCGCGUGCGGAAGCUCCUCGGAGGCGGGAUGCGCCAGGCAGGGGUCCUGGCAGCCGCUGGCCUGGUUGGAUUGAGCCGUGUGGAAGAGACGCUGAAGAGGGAUCAUCACAAUGCCAGGCGCUUUGCCCAAGGCGCCUUUGCCCUGGGCUCGCCUCUCUGCUCCGUAAACCCCGCCACCGUGGAGACCAACAUCGUCAUGGCAACCGUCUCGGCUCCUGGGCUGACCCCUGCCAAGCUGUGUGAGCUGAUGGAGGCCGUGAGUGCGGAGGAGGUGGCCGCCACAGGCCAAGCCGUCAGCGUGAGGCUCUUCCCGUGGGGCGAGCGUGGCCUGCGCGCCGUCUGGCACUGCGACGUCUCCCUCCAAGACACGCAGCUGGCUGAGGGCAAGUGGCGCUUCGUCCUGGGCAAGUGGGAGCAGCAAGGCGCCAGCAUACCCUGAAGCCAGCCUGGCGGGCCGGAAUUGGUGCUCAGGACGCCAGCCUGAAACAAGCCAGGGCGUGCUGAGAAGGCAAGACUGUGAUUGGUCAGGCCUGGCCUAGCUAAAAACGUUUCCCACAUGGCUCUAGCCCUAUCUGGCUCUACAUAGGAGAGAAGCGGGCUUCAGCUUCCCAAGCCACCUGCUAUGGGGGAACAGCAGUGGGAGAGCCUGCCCGUUUCCAGGAGUGGCUCUGGCAGCCAACAGAUUCUGUUGCCAGACCAAAGGAGCUGCAUCACUUCAUGGCCUGGCA